ACCGCCCCCGCCCUUGCCCGACCUGCUCGACGACGUCGACGCCAACCAAUUCCUGGACGACAUCUCGAACGACUGAACGAGUUCAGCAAUUUGUCGGCGGAACUGAACCCGCCCGACGCGGUCGAACACGGCCCGGCGAUGGACAAGGCGCUCCUCAGUCCGAUCGACGUGCACCAGAGGCCGCCCUGGCACGGGGUGCCGCCGCCCAUGCCGCCCUCGAUGGCGUUCAAUAUGGGCAUGCCGCCAGCGGCUAUGAUGGGCGGAAUAAACAGAAUGGAUAUGAACAAUCCCCCAACGCCAGGCCUCCUGCCCACGCCCACAAUGAACGGACCUCCUCCUCCCAUGCUACAGCCUCCCCAGCCGCCCUGGAUGGACGGCCCACCUCAUUGGAACCACCACGCCCACCAAACUCCGCCACGUUACGGCGAUCAUCCGCUAGACGGUCCCCCGUACUUGCCCGAAGACAACUUACCGUAUUUCCCCGACGAGAAUCCGUACUAUCCCGAAGAUAACCCGUACUAUCCCGAAGAUAACCGAUACGGCUUCGACGAUAGCUUCGGCAUGGACAGGCAAGAGUUCAAUAUGAGCGGAGGGGGAGGAGCCUAUAGAAGGGACAGCUUUAGAGGCGGGUUCGGUAAUAAGAAUCAGGAUGGAUUCGGAUUCAGGGGGCGUGGCCGUGGAAAUAGAGCGGGAGGACGAGGUGGGAGGGGCAACAGACGAGCUAGAGGAAGAGGCGGGUUUAACAGAGGAGGGUUUUGAUUGGGAAGAUUGAAGAACCGAAAUGAAAUGUAAAUUGAAGAUAUUUUCGAGCAGUUCCGAUCUUUAGGUGGUAGGUAGUAAGAUGAUUUUUGAUUUUUUCCCUCGUUUUUUUUUAUCAAUAUUAAUAAUAAUAGUUGUGAAUUGGCACGAAGGAUUUUAUAUUUAAAAAAAGAUCCACAUUUUUUUCCAUUUAAAUGGUUUAAUGGAAGCUGUGACUAAUGUUCUUUUUUCUAUGAGCGAUAUGAUGUGUGUAUGAAAAUUAAAGAUAUAAAUUUAAACAAAUACAAACUGGUACAGUUGCUUGCUCAAUGUCACUGGUAAGAUCCGUAUCAAAUUAUGGGUUAUGUUUUAUCAAUUGAUUUAGAUUAAAUUUGACUUUGAAGCUAGUUUUUUUGCUUUGAAAUACAUACUACAUAAAAAAUCAACUUCCUUUGCUCUCAGGUAUCUGUCAAAUUUGACAGUAAUAACUGUCUUAUUGGCCGAAGUUUUUUUUUUAAUUUUGGAUAUACAGGGUUGUUCA
This is a messenger RNA of Sitophilus oryzae (rice weevil), 1279 nucleotides long. RefSeq names its product cleavage and polyadenylation specificity factor subunit 6-like. NCBI's taxonomy places the organism in Eukaryota, Metazoa, Arthropoda, Insecta, Coleoptera, Curculionidae. The record is from RefSeq and is a predicted model, not a curated record. The coding region runs from base 139 to 759 and encodes 206 amino acids. The transcript has 2 exons.